Molecule: messenger RNA, 2667 nt
Organism: Populus trichocarpa (black cottonwood)
Lineage: Eukaryota; Viridiplantae; Streptophyta; Magnoliopsida; Malpighiales; Salicaceae
Product: E3 ubiquitin protein ligase RIN2
Exons: 13
Coding region: 388-2151 (587 amino acids)
Biological process (GO): protein ubiquitination; positive regulation of plant-type hypersensitive response; ubiquitin-dependent protein catabolic process
Cellular component (GO): plasma membrane; cytosol; ubiquitin ligase complex
Molecular function (GO): ubiquitin protein ligase activity; ubiquitin binding
Source: RefSeq, a predicted model, not a curated record
ACUCGACAUGAAGCUCUUUAUUUCGCCUUUGCUUUCCCGCAGAAGUCCCAUCUCCCUCCCCUCGCCCUCUCUUUAAAAAAAUAGCCCUUUUUAUUAUUCUCUCUGCCACCCAGCCCCAGCCCCAGCAUCACCACCAACACCAACACUUUCUUCUCCUUAUUGGAUCAAAUCAGGUUUUUGUGUGUGUGUGUGGGGAGGGGGUUGUAGAUCGGUAAUAUAAUAUAUUGGUUUCUGGCUCGAGUUUCAAGCUAAUCGAGUCAUUUGAUAGUCUUGCUCUUUGUGGUUUAAUGUGAAGUUGUGACUGUUGGUUGGGAAGAGGCAUGUAAUUUAGGUUUUUUUUUUUUUUUGGGAGGUGGGUUUUUGUAUUAAGGCUGUUAUAGCUUAUAAAUGGGUGUGAGUUAUAUAGCGAUUUCAGCAGUAUGUACGGCUUUGAGUUUUGUGGGUCUUCAAUGGUGGACAGAGGUGUCUUUAGAUAGAUUGAGAUCAGAUGGUUUGAUUGGUGAGAAUUUUAUCAACUCGGAGAAUGUCAACCGCGCGCUUGAGCUUCUGUUCAGUUCUUAUGCAACCAUUGCAUUGUUGGUGAAUUUUGUAUUCAAUGUAUUUCUACUACUCAAUCUUUGUCUCAAGACUAUUUUCUUUGGAGAGUUAUAUUCUUCUGAAACUCGAAAACUAGUGGAACGUCUUAUUAAUUAUGCUAUUUACAAGGGAACCUUUCUGCCACUGGUUAUUCCACCAACAAUUUCUCAAACAGGUCUCUGGUCAAUUUGGUUGACUGUUCUAUGUUCUUUAAAGAUGUUUCAAGCACUAGCUAGAGAUCGACUUGAACGUUUGAAUGCAUCUCCUUCUGCAACUCCAUGGACAUAUCUUCGUGUUUAUUCAGCAUUGUUGCUGGUCCUCUCUGUUGACUUUUUCUGGAUACAGAUGUGUUUCGUGAUAUACAGAAGUACGGGCUCGUCCAUGUUUCUGUUGUUGUUCUUUGAGCCUUUCAGUAUUGCUUUUGAGACCAUGCAAGCUAUGCUGGUUCAUGGAUUUCAGUUGCUUGAGAUUUGGUUCCAUCAUUCGGCUGGGAAUAGCACAAAUUGCCAAAGGUUCAAGUUUUUUGAUGCAAUGAGAGCAGGUUCAUUGUUGGAGUGGAAAGGCGUUCUUAUCCGGAACUUGGGUUUUUCGCUAGACAUGGCAACCUUAUUAAUGGCACUUGGUCAUUAUGUGUAUAUAUGGUGGCUUCAUGGUGUGGCAUUUCAUCUUGUGGAUGCAGUUCUCUUUUUGAAUAUACGUGCAUUGCUAAGCGCUAUCAUAAAGCGUAUAAAAGGAUUCAUCAAGCUUAGAAUAGCUUUAGGUGCCCUUCACGCAGCACUUCCUGAUGCAACAUCUGAAGAGCUACGAGCAUAUGAUGAUGAAUGUGCUAUCUGUAGGGAACCUAUGGCUAAGGCCAAAAGGCUACAUUGCAGUCACAUAUUUCAUCUUGUUUGCUUGAGAUCUUGGUUGGAUCAGGGUUUAAAUGAGAUAUACUCAUGCCCCACUUGUCGGAAGCCACUUUUUGUAGACAGGCCUGAAAAUGAAGCAAGUACUCAUACUGGAGAAGCUCUAACAGAUGAACAACUUGCUCAUCAAAUAAAUGAAGGACGUGAUCGGCAAAACACUCCAGGUCAUGUGCUGUCUGCUGGAGUAUUCCCUAACCAGAUUCGGAACUCUAUGGAAGGCAGCCCUUGGAGAAGUGCAGGGUUGGAUUCAAGUUGGCUACCCACUUGGCCCAGCCAGGGUGGAGAUGGGGCUGGUCCCUCAACAGCUAUGAGAUCUGUUGGAUUGGGUAGGGUUCAGAUGAUGAUGAGGCAUCUUGCAUCUGUGGGAGAAACUUAUGCACAAACUGCCCUUGAAGAUGCUGCUUGGAGCCUUUGGCCAACGAAUCCAUCUCACGCUACUCCAUCUACCUCUUUCAUCCCUCCUGCUGCUGGUGGAAGACGCCCUGGUGGCACUGGUGGUUUACAUGUGAGCACCACAUCACGCACCACAAAUGACAACAUAGCAAACAUACUUGCCAUGGCUGAGACAGUGCGGGAGGUUUUGCCCCACAUCCCGGAUGAGUUGAUACUCCAGGACUUGCAGCGAACAAAUUCUGCUACUGUUACUGUAAAUAAUCUCCUGCAAAGGUGAGAUGAAUAUUCUGUAAUGGUUUCAUGUGCUCAUUAGUCAACCUUGUCCUUCCAUAUACUGAGUAUCUCUGACGGUUUGGGUUGAGCACGACUUUGCCAAUGACCCCAGACCGCUCUUUACCCUUUCAAUUACCCAUAAGCUUCAAUAUAUGUACCAAGGCAUUUGUACUUGAGAUGGAAAAGAAAGGGGAGGAAGAAGGCACAAUUUAGUGUUAGUUUCUCGGUUUCAUGUGGAAAAAUAAAUUACGAUACAUAUAAAUAGAUGGGCAGGUUGAGGUAGGUGUAUGUGUUAGGAGCCUGAAGAGAAUUUACCACAUCAAGUCAAUUUACUCCAAGCUACAAAGGAUGCGGCUGCACUGCUCUGUUCUGCAUACAUAGUGUACAAUUAUAUGAAUAAAGUGUAUUGUUUGAUCUGAGUAGCUCCGGUUAGAUUCUGAGGAAACUAAUGAUUUACUUCUAAAGCAUCUCAUCAAUUGCUAGUUUUCAAUCGAAAUAUUGCAGCCAGUUGUGUUUAGCA